Lymnaea stagnalis (great pond snail) is the source of this 31158-nucleotide messenger RNA. Lineage: Eukaryota; Metazoa; Mollusca; Gastropoda; Lymnaeidae. The record is from the annotation of a GenBank genome assembly.
AUCCCAAUGACUUUAAGGGGAUCCCUAGAAAGUGCAACCAUCAAGAAGCCAUAGAUGCAUGCGCCCUACUUGGAAGACCAUUGGCCAAAAUAAUAAACAAAGACCAGCUAGCUAAAGCUCAAUCCAUUUUGUCAAUGCUUGGGUAAAAAGUGUUUUACAUGUUUACCACACAGUUUUUAAAAUCUCAGCAUUUACCAAAUCUAAGUGAUCACUAAUUGAGUCAUUAUUGUCACUAAGGGAGUUCAUGGAUAGUUGACCUCUGUGCUAGAAAAAUAAUUUAGAUGUCUUAUGUUUAAAUUGUUAUAUUUGUAAAAUGUCGUCUUGGUUAAAAUAUGUUAUUAUUUUUGAUGUGAUGAAAAUUUAAUAUGUAGAAUGUAUUCAAAAAACAUUUCCAUUUAUUUGGAUCAAUAAAAUAACCUUAUGUUGUCUUCAACUAACGAUGAAGAUUUACAUCGGCCUGAAAUUAAUAAACUUUUUUUUUAUUAUAUUAUUUAAUAUUUAACUUCUUCUUUUACUUAAGCAGAACUGCCUCUGACCUAAUCUUUAUGUCUUAUUUGCUUUAAUAUUUAAUAGAUGAAAUUUUUAAUGGUUGCCUGAUUAGUUUUAAGCCUUAUUGAGAUGCUCUGCAAUAAAUAAUAUUCAUAAAUCAUUCUCUGACCUUUUAAAUCCAUUAAAAGGCUAAAAAUUUAACAUUUUCAAAAUAUAUUUUAAAACUUGGAACAACCAAUAUUGUCAUUUAAAUGUUCCUUUCUGCCCCAAAAGGACAAGUCUUUAAUGAAUUUAGUCAAUAUGUAUCUAUUUCCCAGUGAUGAUGGAUGGCUGUCACUCCGAUGGAAAAGAGAAGACAAUGACUACUUGUGGCCAGAUGGUCAAAAAUUGACAUCCAGCUUCUCAAAUUUCCCAGAACUACCCCAGGUAUAGGAUUAUCUAAUAUUUUGAAUUUCAGCCAAUGUUCAAUAAUAUUUUUCUUAAAUGUUGUCCCCUCGCACAAUUUAGAAUUUAUCUUCCUUGUACACUAAACCAUUUCGUGUGCAUAAGUUGAAAGCAGUAAACCUACUUGCAGCAUAAGUUAUACAAUCAACAUAAAUACAGUUUUUUUUAGUUUACUCAUUUUUAAACUUAAAGGAAUGGCAGCUUUCAUUGAGCUACAUAAUUAUGAAGACUCUUUAUUAAAAAUGUUCAUUAUGUUAAAGUUAGUCCUAUAUAAAUUAAAAUUCCGUUAUUUGUGAAUUACUUCCAUUGCUUGUUAUUUAAACCCCCUAUAAUUUUCAAAAUGUAGCAUUUAUCCUGAAUUCAAAAAAAAAAAAUGUGUGGUUUGCUGACAUGCUUGUAAUCAUGUUUGUCCACAUUGUCCACAGGCCAAUGUCAACAGUAGGGAAUACCACUGCGCAUCCAUCAACAAGAAGACUGGCUACUGGUACACUGAGGGAUGUGAGGAGUUAUUUUUCCCCCUCUGUGGACCACCAGGUAAUUUAGUCCAUCAAUUACAUGUCCUUGUUCCCAGGGGGCAAGACCACUGCACUUUUUAUAAAUCCCAGGAUGUGACUAUAUGCUUUGAUUAUUUUUUUUAGAGACUGCUAAGAAAGUAUUUUUCCACGCAUGGGACAAUUAGAAUUAAACGAUUAAAUCUCAGCACAGUACACAUAGAUCUUAAAACCCAUGGCAUUAAAUAAAGUUUAUGUUUCAUUAUAGCUGUCAUGCUAAUUACCAGUUCCUACACGUCACCUAAUAUUGUCGUUUUUAAAUGAAAACAUACAAUAAUAUCAAGCAGCAAAUUUUCAAUAUUAACUCUUGGUGCCUUAUGAAUGCCUACUUCGUUCUAUGCUGAAAUUCAUUGCUUGAUCAGUUACUAGAAUUUAAUUUGUAUUGCUGCAGUGGAAAGUACACCUACUAUAUACAGUCCCUUCUAUCCUGUGGAUGGAUUCUCUUCUCUGUCUGAGCUGAGGCAGAAACUUCAGAGACAAGGAACACAGGUGAUGGCCAUAGUUUGUAAGAUGGAUUAAAUGUGGCAUUUUCAACAUAUCAAGACUGAGGAAGGUUCUAUAUAUUGUUCUAAUAAUGCUAUACAAGAGAUUUAAUUGUAUGUAGCCAUAGAGCUAGAGCAUUAUAAGGGUCAUUGAAUAAUCCAUAUGGUAUUGAAAGCAGUUUUAAACCUAAAUGAACUAAAAAAUAAAUUUAAAUGGUCAACUGCCCAUGCAUUUAUCACAACUCUUAGCUCAACUCUCUUUAUGCAUGCAUUCCUCGCCACCCAAUAGCAUUUGUUAAGUGGGUUUCAGCUCUUUGUAAUGGAAAUAAUUGAAAAGGAUGUGUAAGAAUUUAAGUGCCAUCUUUUGUGAUUACCAUAACUGUUGCAUAGAAUAUCUGACUCCAUCACUGGAGACUUUGUCCAUGGGAGUUCAAAGGGGGUCGACCAAUCCUGAUGUGAGUCUUAAGAUAUAGGAAGAUCAAAGAGCAGGAUUCAAUGUUUAUCUUAACUUUUGACUAUUUUACUAAUAGUUUUUAGGACACAUCCCCCCCAAAAACACACACACACAGACACACAUACUUUGUCUCAUUUAUGUAAUAUUGAAAAAUAAGUUUAAAAAAUUUAAUCAACACCACCUAAAAAAAAUGUCCACAGAGCUAUAUAUGCCCUAAUCAACACCAACUAAAAAAAUGUUCACAGAGCUAUAUUUCCCCUAAUCAACACCAACUAAAAAAAUGUUCACAGAGCUAUAUAUCCCCUAAUCAACACCAUCUAAAAAAAUGUUCACAGAGCUAUAUAUGCCCAAACCCUGUUGAGAUUGAAUGCAGUGCUGUUACCAAAUUCGGCCAGUGGGUCACAAACCGUGACCAGCAGGGCACCACCAUCACAUGCAGAUCAGAUUCUAUCAAGUGUGUGUCAGGUCAGGAACUGGACUGUACAUGUUUCCGUGUGCGAUUCUUGUGUCCUCAGGGUAAGUUCAGUGCACUCAUUUUUUUUUUGCUGUCAUUUAAGGUAAUCCCCACUUUUAAGUUAAUGAAGAUCUGUAACCUCUAAUUUUUCAUUACCGAAAGACCUGCGUGGUGUUACACCCAGUGAAGGAAAGCAAAGCAGAGAGGAUGCCAUUAAUUCACAUUGGCUUUGCUGAUUCUGUCUCUCUUUCUCUUUUGUUGAGAUCUUAUUUUUUAGAGUAAUAAUAAUUAUACAUAAGUUCAUUUACUUCCUGUAACCUUGGUUUUGCAAAAUCCAACUUCUGUCAAUAACAAUGGCGAUCACUUGAGUUUUUGACUAGUUCUUAUUUCUUGUCCCAUUUUCAGUUGUCCUUUCUGCUGAGGAAGGCUCUUAUCUUUUGUCCUGUCUUUUAAUUCAAGCUUCCACAUACCUGAACUAUACUAUUUCCUUCAUUCGGCUUCAAUGCAGUCCUUUAUUCAUUAACACUAUCUUCUAGAUGGUAACCAAUGUGAUGAACUUCUAGCACUGAGUGUAAACCCUUGUGAUGGAGGCAGAGUCUGUUUCCCCAUCAGCAACCACUACGUCUGCCAGUGCCCACCUGGAUCUCUUUACAAUGAGCAUGCACAGACCUGCUCCUGUAAGUAUAACCUCGGAUAAGUCUAGUGAGAUAGGUCAGGUUAGUUAGAGACAUAUUUGUGCACCACAAUGGGCGGGAUUUGGCAUUACAACCUAAGGGCAGUAGGUUCAUAUUUGUCCAGGAUUAUCCCCAGCUAGGGCUCCCAGUUUUCUUUUGAAUGAAGGAAAUCUCCUUUUUAAACAAAUUCAGUUAUGUUGAAGUUUUGUGUAGGACUAGAAAUUUUCCAAUACACAAAGUUAAAAAGAUCUUUCAGAAGUGUCCCCUCAACCCACCCACCUCCCAAAAUAAAAAAAAUAAUAAAAGAGGCAGCUAUUCAUUGGUAUUUUGUUAACAGAAAGCCAAUAGUAAAUGAAUAUUCUUGCACAAGUGACCUGAACAUUUUUGUUUGUUCAAGUCUCUGAUUAUUUGUGUAAUUUGAGCUGAUAGAUCUAAAUAUUUUAAAAUUGAUUGUGCGAUGAUGAGUUGAAUGAUUCAUCUCACCAUGUAAUAUUAACUAAACAGCCGUUAAAGAUCAGUGUAAGACUUGACUUGUUUCCCGGGUCAGAAUGAGCAGUUGUCUUUGAAUUUUUGCAGUUGUUGAUGAUCUUAUUGCUAUUUUUUGUUGUUUCAUAGCAUUUUGUGGUGAAUGCUCAGCUUGGGGUGACCCUCACUACACGACAUUCUCUGGCAAAAAAUACAACUUCAUGGGAACUUGCAAGUAUGUUUCCCUUAUGAUUAUUUGCUGGUGCAGGAGUUAUUUUCUUUUUACCUUUGACCCUUAUAGCCAGUCACACCUUUGUGAAGUCAAGGUGAUCCCUGAAUAUUAAAAUGUUAGGCCAAGAAUAUUAAUUUUAGAAAUGAUAUUUAUCUUGCAGAAACAAUGACACAUAACUAUGGAGGGUCUUUUGUACCCAGCUUAAAGAUUCCCUGUUGUAGGAUCUGAAUUAUGUUAAUGUAGAAAGAUAUGAAAUAUUCAUCAUAAAAUCCUUAUUUCCAUAUCAAUAUGGGACCAGCUUUUCAGUAGCAUAGGUGAAAUAAAUAACAAAUUUAAAAUUGACAACUAUGCCUUAAAGAUCUAUCCUGUGUCCCCAUGCAAAGAAAUUUUUUUUAACUAACUGAUCCUGGCUGUUUCUUGGUCUUUCCAUCAGAUACAAAUUCACUGGAAUUUGCAAUCUUGAUCAGUUUGGAACAGCACCAAGCUUUGAUGUCCUCACCAAGAACUCUCCUUGUGGCAGUACAGGAGCCUCCUGCAUCAGUGGGCUUGAAGUGCAGCUCAGGAAUAUCCCAGUGGUUAGAAAUGGUGCAGAAAUCAGGGAAAAUUUCAAUUUUUUGGUUGCUGUUGGAGCUUCAAGUUAUAAGGUAAGCCACUCAUUAUUCCCAUAAUUUAAUUAUUAUACUUGAGCCCUGCAAAGUUUCAAAAAUAUAUAAAAUAUUUUAUGAGGCAUUAUGAGGUCCUAAUGAAGAAAAUACCAAAGUAAAACUGUUGUUCAGAAGUUAAAUAAGGUAUGAUUCUUUUAUUGAUCCUAAUAAAUGAUUUUUUUUUUUGAAUACAGUCUACAUAUUCAUUUUCUGCCCUUAACCAAUAUUUUUAAACUAGAACCUUUUAAAUACAAGACAUCUAAAUUGUUUAUCAAGCCCAAAAAUCAUCUGUCAUAUUAUUAUAACACAGAAAUUCCCUCCAUUAGUGAUAAUAAGUAAAUAUUUAUGAGUGAUUAUUUAGAUUUUGCAGCGGGGUUUUGGGGGGAGCACAGUGGAAAAUUCUGACAGAUUGGGUAACAAAGAUUUUUUUUUACAACUUUGGGUCCUGUAGUUACCAUGAAAAUAUAAAAAUAAUCAAAUAACCUUUUCUAUUUUUACAGCUCAAUGAUAUGGUGAUCUUCCAAAUGGAGUAUAGCAUUAAGGGUGUUUUCACCACCAUUGUCAAGUCUGGGUACUUUGAGCUGAGUGUCUAUCCUCUUGACCUGAAUGUGCUCCUUAGUGGCAGCAAGCUUAAAGUACAAAUCCCAGGUAAUAAAUAGGACCAGUAUUCAAAUGAAGAUAAUUAUUAAAAUUGAACUAUGAUCCCAUGGUUUGUUUUGGGCAAAUUUUAUUUUUGAAAAUUAGUGACCUAUUAGGACUUUAAUAUUGUACCCAACAAAAGGGUGUGCACUCCUGCUUUUCAUUUUCUCAUUUUUUUUGUUAUUUUUAUGUUGAUAAACAAUUCCAAGGAUUCUCACCCAUUCUAAAAAUGAAAAAAAAUAACAACAGGCAACAAAUUAAAUUGUAAUGAAAUGUUUCAAUACAUACAUGAUGAUAAUAAGAAGAAAUGGUGUGCCUUAAUGUAAUGUAGUUUAAUAUCAUUUUUUUGACAAGCUCACUAGAGGGGCCAUACAACUUUCUGUGUAAAAACUAUUCUGGUUAUACUCCGAAAAUUGAAACAGAUACAUGUUUUUGUUCUUGUUUUACAAUGAGCACGGAUUGACAAACCUCUAAUCUAGAGUAAAGUCAUAAGCUCCAUGUCAUAAUCAUUAAUUUUUUAAAUUACAAAAUGGAGAAGAAUACUGUUCCAACUGCAUUUUUAUUAUGCUUUCAAGAAGUUGUUGCACAGACUCAGAUGAAGAAUCGGUGAUCAAGUGGUAAAGAAAAAUAAGAAACUCUGUCAACAGUGAUCAUUCCCUACCAUUAUCUUCACCAGGACAAUUCAAAAACAAAAUGUGUGGCCUUUGUGGUGACUGUGGCACAGACUUGUUUAAGCUGCGUAAUGGCUCCUCCAUCAGUGUGCCUGCCCGCAAUCUAGACUGGGACAGCAAAGUCAUGGCAGUGUUGGCCUCGGACUGGAAGGUCUUUGACCCAGCAUCCAGCUCCGCUGAGUAAGCUUUACAGUUUAAGAUAAUUGGUUCAGUGGAGAAAGUAUACUUAAAUACUGUUCAUUCUCUAAGCAUGAAAUACCUAGUGAUAAAUGAUUUUUGUUAGUUUUUUUUUAUGCCCUUCUAAGAAAUACCAAGGUUGUGUUAAAUAGGCGUUGAAAAUUAAUCAUAGCCGAAUCAUAAGUGCCAAAAAUCAAGGUACGUUGAACCUCUGGGAACACCAGCCUGAACUUACUUCUGUGUUAAUCUAGAUAAAUAUCAUGGGGUUAGAAGGUUAAAAUGGAAAAAACACCACAAAGAAAGCUAGAUCAAUAUAGUAACUACUAGUUUUGAACCCUUUAUGACUUGUGAAUCAGACAAAUAGUCCAGACAGCUAAUUGUUGUAUUAUAUUGAUUGUUUUUUUUUAUUCACACAAAUAAUAAUAAUAAAGUUCAUUUCAAAAACACGCUUCAUCCCCAAAGGCUCGAAGCGCGGUACAAAGUCAACAAAAAACAAAUCUAUUAUUUACCACAUUUAAAACAAAUUGAGAUUCCGCAGUUGUAAAAAUUAUAAUGGUAAUAAGAAAUUAGAACAUUUAACUAUAAACAUGACCUAAAAAUUUGGAAUUUCUCAUUGUAGAAUUUAUUUCCUACAUGUAAGUCUUAAUUUUCUCAAAAUUAUUAUUCCUUGAUUUAUUAUAGCUUCAUUAUUCUUGUAUUCUUUCUGACAAUUUUAAAAUGUUCACAAAAGAAGGUUAAGCUAUUUUGAUGAUAAAUUCACCUCCAGCUGUCAAGUACCUGUUGUUUUACCUGAUGAUAACUGCCCAGAGAUCAAACGAGUGGAGCUUGCCAAGUCCAAUCUGUGUGGAGUGUUUCUGGACAAUUCCAGCUCUAUCCAAGAGUGCUUUGCCAGGGUAGGUCAUUUUUUUUUCUUCAUUACUUCAAAUGUUAGCCUCCAAACUCCAGAUUCACAGUUCAGGCUAUGUCUUGUGAACCAAAGAAUGUGAUUAUGAGAAGAAAAAAGAAAAAUUGUCUUUAUGAUGAUAUAAUAUGUGAAAUUCAUUUUAAAAAAAAAAAUAUUCGUUUAUAUACAAGAAACAAUUUUCAUGCAUUUUUUAUCUGACAUUUGUUCCAUCCAGUUUAUUGAGUUGUUGUUUUUUUGUGUGUGGUUUUCCUGGUUAUUCAAAUCAAAAGUUGGCAUGGUUGAUUGGAACUUUUGUUUACCUUUUGUGUACAAAUCAGUAUUGGUUAAAAAUGAAGCUUAAGCUGAUUGGUCUGCUCAAGGUGAUCAUUGAUUAGUGUAGAAUCUCAAAGUGGCAAUGGUAUAAGGAGUUUCAUUGAUUUCUAAGUCCUAUCCAAGUGUUAAUCUAUUCUGGGAAUAUAUUGUAGAGAGUUCAGCCCAGGGGUGUGGCUAAUUGACACGCAUAGCAGAUUUCAAUCUAACAAAGGAGGCAGGAAUUGGACAGUGACCGCAGAUAAAUUAAGACAUGGAAUGCAGGGGAGGUGAAAGGUGCAGGGGCCAGGCAAGGGUGAAGGGUAAAACCCUCGGUCGAAAACUGGCAAACCACACGCACAUAAGAUUGCAGUAGAUGCCAUGGACCCAGGAAAGCACACGCUUAACAGGACACUAGGAUUAAUCAAGACUGUAGAAGACGGGGGAGGUCACCGGGCAGGUGUGAGAGGGAAAACACAGGGUACGAAGACUGACCACCAAGCACGAGCGUGACGGCGGCACUAAAAUAAUUGGCAUUAGAAAAGCACGGAAAAGUAAUCUUUAGAGACACUUCGGUUGGCUCGUGGACCUAUAAAAGGGGACGGUUAGUUUGGAGGUAGAGUGAAGCAGAGUCAAGCCAAGAGGAGCCGAGUACACUGAGUGAGCGAAGCCGGAGAGAGUUAGUCUGACGGUGGGCGGGGCGGACUGUCUAGUGUCCAGGAUAGACAUGAGAAGACACUAACCCGGGACAGUCAGAGCAGAAUUGACCGGUCUUGAUUGUCGAGCAGAUCAAAUAAAGUGGAAGUCUAACAGUGUGUUGCAGUAAGAGAGACAGAGUGAAAGAGGUUACCAUCCACAGAAAGUAGAUUGAGAACGAGUUGAGAUAAGGGGGAUUUCCUAACUAUAUUCACAAAUAGAUUUGGCGUUGCAGGUGAGAAUUGAAGCUGGCAGUGAUAUCUUGCAUGAUGGGGUAUUUAAGACCAGCAGCUGGUAAAACCAGAAGGGAUUAUAUCCAGAACCAGGAAAUAAGCAAAUGGCUGGCACCAUCCCACAAAUGAGCCAAUUUAUGGCCUAUCAACAUAUUGCUUGGCUCGGAAUGCCUGUCAACUCACCUGCAUUGCAAGCUUACAAUAUGUGGAAGAGCACUUGUCAGUGGAGUGACUGUGUUGGGACACACUCAAAUCUACAACAUGAACCUCAGUCAACUAUACCUCCACAUGCCAAUCGAUAAAAUUUUUCUCCUUUCAUAAAGCAUAGUUACAUCCACAUGUCAAUCGAUAAAAUUUUUCGUCUUUCAUUAAGCAUAGUUAAGAGGGAACUUGAAUAACAUUUGUAUAAAAUUCUAGGUUUUAAACAACGGGCCCUUUAAAAUAAUAAAAUUUUUAUUACAAACUUUGUUAUUCAUGUAAGCUCUUAAAAAUUUCCUAUGUCCUAUUUGUUUUCCACUGUUUUCUAUUCAGACAAACCUUGACCGCCAACAAUACUUCAAGGACUGUAUGUAUGAUGCCUGUAUACAAGCAGAUCCGCAGAAGUCUGUGUGUACAAUGGUGAAAGUUUUUGCCCAGGAGUGUUCAAGUAAAGGUGUUCCCCUGGACUGGAGAAGAGAAUCAUUCUGUCGUAAGAUACAUUUCACAUUAUGCUGGAAUGCAGUGUUCUUUCUGCUGAAAAUAGAUGAAAGUCAAAGCAAAACUAUCGUAUAACAAUGUAUUAUGGGGCACAACGACAUAUAAGGAAAUAAAUACAGCAGUGUCGAACAACUACCAUAAAUGUACCUUAGAAUAAAUGAAGUGCAGAAAAAGGGGAAAAAUGAUAAAGAACAAAGUAAGAUAUGAAAUUAUAAAGUAUAAUCUGAUUAUAAACCUAAAAAUAAUUGAAACAAUUCAAAGCCGCUAAAGUUCUUUUAAAUCUGGUUUUAUUUGAAGUCCUUCUCAUUUUUCCAAGUAGGCUCAUAAUAUAUGGAACAAAAAUUUCUCAUUCAUCAAGCCUUCAUAUUAACUCUUUGCUUUCUUUCAUGUUUCUGUGUGGCAAAAUCUUCAAAAGGCUAAUUGACCCACUUCCCGUCAUUCUAUCAAGCAGAAAUUUGGCACAUAUAAUGCUUGUCAAUGACAACAAAUUCAUUCAAACUUUCAGCCCCACUCCCCACCCCAACCCCCAAAAAAUGUUUUUUAAAGGUGUAAGGGGGGGGGGGUGCAGGGUAGGAAUGUUAAUGAUUUGUUCAAUGGUUGUGUGUUUCAGUAUGGAGAUUAAUCAUGUAGCAGUACAUUAUAGAAAAUGAGAAAAUUAAUGCUAUGGUCUCUACAUACCCUGAAAAGUCUGUAAAAACUAAUUCGGAUCCAUUUUAAUUUCAGCCAUGGAUUGUGGCAAGAAAGUGUACCGGGCUGAUGCCUCGUGCGAGCCGACGUGUGGAAGAAGUUCUGUGUCACAACAAGUGUGUCAGGAAGCCCCAGAAGAAGGUUGUGUGUGUCCUGAAGGUCAGAUGAGACAGGGAGACAACUGUGUUCCACCUCAGAACUGCGGAUGUGUUGUUUAUUUGCUAGAGGACACGGUCACCUGGACUCUAGCUGUAAGUCUGUAUGUGGUGUCAAAUAGGCAAAUAAUAAAAUUGUGAACAUGCUUAUUAAUUAAGCACAUCAAUAUUUUUUAUGAUAAAGAGCAGUGGUUCUCAACCUUCCUAAUGCUAUGACCCCUUAGUACAGUUCCUCAUGUUGUAGUGACCCCCAACCAUAAAAUUAUUUUUGUUGCUACUUCAUAAAUAUGUGAUUUUUGAUGGUCAUAGGUGUCCCCUGUGUAAGGUUCGUUUGAUCCCCAAAGGGGUCGUGACCCACAGGUUGAGAACCACUGACAUAGAGGAUACAGCUUCUCAUUUUGAAUGUUUACAUUUAUCAAUGUCAACUUUAUAAACGAAAUCCCUCCUCAUCUCCUUAAGCCUGGAGAAUCUAUGCUGCUGCCUAAAUGUCUUGAAACUGUCGACUGUGUUGUUAAUCAAGAUGGGACCAGUAGCCUUGUACAUAGACCCUUCAGCCUUCCAGUGAACAGUGUCUGCAACUCCCAGAUACCCCCCAGUGUUGAAUGUGCCACAGGCUUUAGCAAGGACGCUGACAACGUUACAUGUAAAAGUAAGUAGCAUGAAUCACCAUGGAUUUGGUUUGGUGAGAUAGAGUGUAUGGACAUGGGUUCAAAACCACAACUGAAUUUAAUCUUGCACAUAAAAAACAGACAAUGUUUAAACUUAAAAGUUAAAAAAAAUUAAGUUUUGGGUCAAUUUUAUUUUCAUUUGAUCAAUGAAUCUUGUCAUGCUCUCAAGCAAUAUUUAUAAUCAAAUUAAGAUUUUUUAAAAAACGGUAAAAUUCAUAGAUUUACAUUAAAUGUUUUGAAAUGAUUACAUUUUAAAAUAUUAUGUGCAGUUAUUCAUGGCGAGUUCUAAGUGGUUUUGAAAAAUAUAAGUAAUCGUGGAAAAGGGCCUACUAGGAAUCUUAUAAUGUUGAGACAUGAAUAUAAAGCUAAAUAAGGAUGAAUAGCAAAUUUUUACUUUGAUUACCAUUUGAUUUUACCAUUCAAUAAAAUUCAACUUGAUACAAUGGUAGGGCCUGGUAAAGAGAGAUAUUGAUUUUGACAUUCUUAAAAAUUUUUCAAAAAAUGAUUAAAAUUUUCCAUCCAUGGAUCAAUAAAUUGAGUUUCUUCAAACAGAGCAUUGCAAACUACGUUAGUAUUAUUAUAUUUUUACUAGAAAUAACCCACCAACCAACAGCAGUGGCAAAGCAUGAAUUUUCCAUCUACUAAAGUCACUUGACAAAACAUGCAUUCAAGUAGAGCACUAUAUAAGUAUCACCGUUAGUGAUAACUUCUGUGAAUUUUAUUUUUCAUGCUUUCUUUUUCCACAGCAUGGCAGCCAUACAUACAAACCUAGAGAAUUAUUAUUUGUGAUUUAUAAGUUCACUGGCUAAUGUAAUAAUAAACUUGGCAUUAGAUUUUUUAUUUUAGUAAAGAUUUAAUAUUAUCUCCUUCAUUUCUAAUCAUUCAGGAAUCCCAGCCCAAUGUGUGAAUGGUUUUUAUGAUGUGAAUGGAUUCUGUCUGAAAAGCCCAGAGGAACCUAAGACCUGGAGAGGGGCUCUCCAAGCAUGUAAUGAGGAGGACGGGACAUUGAUCAGUAUUGACACAGAUGCUAAGAUUAUAUCCCUCAUGAAGAUCUUGAAGGAAAAACAAUUGUGUAAGAUUAUUUUAAUUCUUAAAUAAAUAGUUUCAAAUCAGUGGAUAAAUUUUAAUGUUAUCUAAAUAAAUGUACUCCCAAACAUGGAAAAGGGAUUGACACUUCACAAUCUAAAAAAAUCCUCAACUAUCUAGCUGCAAUGCAUUAUAUCUUUUGAAAACCUUUCAAAUUUUCUUAUAUGCAUAUUCUCUCCUUUGUAUAAAUGGUCUUCCAUGUGGCGACUAAUUUGACCACUGGAUGGAAUUAAAUAAAAAUGGAUGAAAAACAUACAACAACAUUGACUUUAAGCCAUUGAUUAAAGCUGAUUUGCUAAAAAGGUUUAUAAGUGGCAAUAAAUUCAAAGUAAAUAAGCACAGCUGGAAUUAUUUAACAUUUUAUACACGUCAUAAAGAGUGAUGAGGGGACUUCAGGACGGAAUUAUUAUGUUUCUUUGUAUGUUUAAUUGUAGACUAAUACAAUCUCCAAUUUUUUUAAAAAAGAACAUAAUUAUAAUAUAAAUGUAAAUAGAUUAUUUUCAUAGUUUAAAUAACUUUGUGUUAUAUUUAUAAAACGUAAUGCAGUCCCUAGCUCUAAAGUAAGACAAUGGCAGUGAAGAGGCAUUUCUAAAUAAAUAAAGGAUAAAACAUACUAAAAAUUGACUUUAACCAAUUGUUUAAAGCUGUUUUGCUAAUAAGGUUUAUAAUCCAUAACGUAACCCAAAUAAAUAGGAUUAGGUUUUGUGACCCAGUGGUUCUUAAACUCAUGCCAUUGAGGAAAACCCGCACACAGAUGCGAUGAUGAACAUAAAAAAAAUCAGGUCAGCUGUGAUAUAAAAUGUCUUCAUACUUAUGAUCUCAUUAACAUUUUUAAAAAAAUAACAGUAGCUUAAAAUACUUCUCUAUCAGCUUUAGUUUACAUCAGCGGGAGAGUGAGAGCAGAUGUGGUAAUGGGUGCAGUUGUUUUGAAACCUGUGCUCAGCCUCACUGAAUAUGGCAAGGUAGAGUGGGCCAACUUCCGGUGCAGUGAUAAACUCCUCGGGAUGAUCAAGUUGUCCAGUGCCAUCAGCAUUGGUUCCAUUCCAGCAGAGGGCCUGAUCCUGAGUGUUGCUGUUAGAAUGACAUCAACUAGAUUGAUCUUUGAAGCUGUGCUUUCUGAUGCUCCAGCCAACUUUGUGUGUGAAGAGCGUAAGUGAUCUCCCUUUAACUGUUAUUUGUGUGGCCUUCAGGUAAGCGUGCUAUCUAACUAUUCAGACUUGUUAACGCUGCAUGACACAAUUUCCUCUAUGCUGACAACAUUCACUUUGAGACACAUUUAAUAAAGAUUUGUUUAUUCCAAAGGGAUCACAUUUUAUAAACGUUCAGCAAUGUGCAAUAUUAUAUGAAACUCAUAUCUGGUGACAACUGAAUUUUACAUAGGGAUGUGUGUUGGAAUUUUUUAAUGCAAUCAUUUAAAGCAAAAUUUGGUCAUUAAAAUUAACAUGAUGAUUGCCUUUACUCAUAGACUCUGAGAUUUAAAAAAUUGCAUAGAAAUCAAAAGUCAGAAUAAUAAACCAUAAUUUUUUGUGUUAGGUAAUUGACAAAAAGACAAUAAUUUAUUGUCCUAAACAGGUAAGGUGACUGAAGAAGAAACAGAAUUUUAUGGCCCAUGCAACAAUGAUGUGGAUAUGAAUGAUGGUGACCAGGAAAGACGUUAUGAUAUGAUUAUGGUAGGUAUUAUGGUAUAAGCCUCUUCUUAUAUAUGAUGAGUAACAUUUCAAAGGUAUGCGACAUUUGGCAUUCAUCUGCAAUUGAAUUUUUGCCUUGUUCAAGACCUACUAACCCUUUUAUUUUCUGUGUUUUAAUUCAGAUUUAAAAAAUAAGAGUGCUAAUGCAAAACAUUGAAAAAUCUAAAAUCUAAGAAACAAAUGCACUUGAUUUUGAUAUCAAUUAAAAUUAUAAUUUAUAUCAGAAUCCCUAAGGUUAGCUGACUGUCAUGGAAAAAAAAAAUGAUGCUUCACUUUCCUCUAAAAUACUCGUUUUUAAUAAUAAUUAUCAUCCAUUGAAUUUGUGAUUGAAAGCAGCUUAAAUAAAAAAUAAAACUUAAUAUUUUGGCAAUUUAUGAAUAUAAAGCUUAUAAGUUUCACAAAUGAAACAAAAUGAAAGAUUAUACGUUCAAAGUUGUUCCAUGGGAAAUUGGAAGGUAUGAACCAGUUUAAUAAUCCCAUAAACGGGACGACCAUACAUGAGGCUGAAUAAAUUUCAGGCAAGCAGUGAAGUGAAGAAUUAACCUCAUUAUGAAAAUCAAUUUCUUUGACACACAAAUAAAAUAUGCACACAGUCUAAAGCCUUAACAUCUUAACUACUUUGAUCAAGGAGCUCUUUAGUUAAUAAUUUUACACUAAAUAAAUAAAAAUUUUAGCAGAAUUUUUUUUUUUUUCAAUAUUUAAUGAAAAAAAAUGCUUUUAUUUUAAAAAAAUUUUUGAGGAGAAUGCUCAAAGAGAAUGUGAACAGAUAAUAUCAUAACUGCAUAAGUUAAUGAUAAUUUUAAAAUUACCAUUUAGUAAUUUACAUUUGUAACAGUGUCUAUGUCUUCACUAAGAGAGCUCUGCAAAGAAUGAUACUGCAAAGGAAUUUAUCUCAGUUGACUUUUGUCCACUUUGGUACUGUGUGUUCUAUAAUUAUAAACUAGACUACAAAUGCAUUACCAUAAAUUCUUGCAGAACCCAGACUGUCUUGUGUGUCCAAAACCAAUUGAAAUCCGCUGUGACGUCAAUCCCAACAGAGUGGUCGAGGGCUCAGUUGAGGGCACAUGUGAUUUUGGCGCCAAUGGUGAAUAUUACAGUUGUAAUGAAGGUCUCAGCUGUAUUGAUAAAGGUGUCAGCACCAGGUGUGCCAGAGGUCAGUUUAUUAUCAUUUUUAAUAUUAAAAUCUUGACACCAUUUGGUCUCAAACUUAGAUGAUGUGCUAAUUGCUUGCUUGUGAUGUAAGGCACGAAACAUGUUAAAGUUUUUCUCUAAGUGUUUGUUGACUUUAGAGUACUACAAUUCAUUGUUCUUAGCCAUUUAUGUGGAAAAAAAAAUUAAAAUUAAAAUAAAGGCUACGUAUUAUAUAUGUUAUUCAGAUAUAAACUUACUUUUUUGUUAUUGAGCUUUGCUGAUGUUUUAAUUAUGUUCGGUUGAUGUGUAUUAAAUCAAAAGCAAAAUGUCACUUUUUCCUUCUUUAAACAAUAUAUUUAAACUUUUGUUGAUUUAUUUUUAUGCGAGAUAUAACUGGCCAAAUAAUGAUGGUGAUGCAUAGACUUCCCUUCUUCUAACAUUACUUGAUAAAACAUAAAUUCAAGCAAUCCACUUCAUAAGAAUCCGAUUUAGCACUAACUUCUGCCAAUUUUAUUUUUCACACUUAUUGAACACAGUGUUACAGCCAUACAUACCUGGAGAAUUAUUAUUUGUGAUAAGAAUAAAUAAAGGAAAAAAUGUUGAGGGUCAAUCAGUUACACCCCAAAUUGUAAUAGCGGUUAAAAAAAAAUUAUUUAGGUUUAAAUAUAAAAUCAUAUUAUGUAAAAUUACACAGAUAAUGCCACAGAUUCUCAGUCGACUCAUGCAUCUGAUAUACAUUGAAUUAACUUUUCCCAUCACAGAUGCUGAUGAGUGUGCAACUGGUCGCCAUGACUGCCCAGUCAACACUAGGUGUGUUAACACUGUAGGUGGCUACUCUUGCAAGUGUACUGAGCAGUUUCCUCUUAUGGUCAAUGGAAAAUGUCAAGGUAACUAUGUAAAAAGAAGAAGAAAAAAAACUGAAGUUUAAACAAACCUGAGAACUUGUGCUGCAUAAGUGGUACUUUAAUCCAAGAACAAUAUAUUAACAAAUAGAUGUUUAGUAAACCUAGAAAUUCUUCAAGUAAAUGAAUGGAAUCGAUUUAGUAUUUGAAAUAAUAUAAGGUGAUAUUUUGGAGAAAAUUAUCAUUUUAUUUUCUGACUUUGAGAUUAUUGUCUAUAAACUAAUUCAUCAUGUCUUAAAUAAAUACAAAUUAAUUUCACAUUUUUUAAGUUGUCAUAAAAGAAUUUUGGGCAAUGUGUUGUCUCCCUCGAUGAACUAAACUUACUGUAAAGAUAUUACCCUGUAUAAAUCAUUUUACUUUUUUUUUUAAUUUAAUAUUUUCUUCUGCAGCUUCAAGCACAUGCACAAUGUCAGGACCAGCAACUCCAAUGGACUAUGUCUAUAACCUUCAAGGAUUUUCAGGAAUACCUGGACAAUUUGAUUAUGACUGUAAAUUCAAACUGGCCCACAUAUGUGACAACAGUAAUUGUGAGUUUCUGAAAUAGGUUUUCUAAUGCUUCAGAUUUUUAGAGUCAUUAAACAUUUUUAUAUUAAGGAUGUUGAGUUGAAACUCUAGUAGAAAGAGCAUAGAGUAGAUUUUUACUUGAGUUGUAUAAUAAGAGACAAAAGCAGAUUGACCAAACUUCUUAAGACUCUUUCUUUUUUUAAAUAUUUGCCAAAUAAUGAUUAAAGGAGUUUUGAUUAAAUGUAUAAAAAUUUCCAUAACUCAAAUUAAUUUGACCUGACCAAGUUUUCCUCUCCACUUCACAUAAUUAUUCAAAUUAUUUGUUUUAAUGAAUGCAGUUAUGGAUAUUUAUUGUCUUCAUUGUAACCUAACUGUUAGAGACUAUUAUUAUCUAUGCACUGUUGUAUGGACUAUAGAGUCUUCUUCUCAUCUAAAUAGCACCAUAGUUAUACAUAAGCUUUCUAGACAAUCCAGAAUGCUAUAACUAAGCAUUAUUCAGGUAUUAAUGUAAUCAAUGCGUUUUUCUAAUAUUCCCUUGACCAGAUAAUGCCAGUUCAGGUUUGCCGUACAUUUCCUUCUAUGUGAUGAGUUCCAGAGAUGCUGGAGCUUUACUGCCCCAUCUGUCUGGUGCUAUAUAUUUCCACCAGACAAAAAUAAUGAAGAGAUGGGGAGUAACCCCCGGACUUUUGAGUCAAGGUCUUAUUUCGGUAAUAACAAAGUAUCUGCCCAAAACAUUUUUUUCUUUUUUAAGAAAUGUCUUUUCAUUUUGAAAUAUGUUUUUAUUAUCUGGGAUAAGAUGCAUAACUCACAUAAACAUAGUGGCUAACAUGCAAAGUUGGGAUUCAAAUAUUAAUUUUAUUAUCAACAAAUGAUUGCAAAGCUAAAUUUGUUAUUGCAUGGUGUCUUUUGAUAAUAAAAAAAUAUUUUCUGAUUAGCAGAUUUACUUAAUUUAAAAAUUAAAAAAAAUUUAUGAAAAUUUAAAUACAACAUAACAUAACAUUAAAACUUUUAAAUAUUUCUUCAGUUUGCUGAAAAUGAUGGUGAUCCAAUACUGACAUCAUUAGGUUUUCUGGACAAGGACAUUCAAACCAGAUUCCAGUUUAUUGCACCAGGUACCUUACUGAUACGCCAGAGCAACAACUACUUCAAGGCAACCAUUUCCUUCCCAACAAGGAUACAGGUUUGAUUUAGGGAAAUUUAAAUAAAGCCUCUAUCUUUUUCAAUGCUGGAAAAUAUUAAUAUUCUCAUCAGUACAGAUUCCCGAAAGACUUUUGUAUAUAUUAUCACUAGGUGAUUUCAUGGAGGUGUGUUUUUAAAAAAUGGUUUUCUCUCAUUUACUCAGCUAUUCUACACCUUUACCCUCAUCUACCAUUUUUCAGCUCAAAAACCUUAUAUUUCACCAUCAUCUGCUACCCCAACCUACCGCCAAUCCAAUAUUUUCCCCUGAACUAUCAUACUAACACCCACCAAGCCCAUAUUUUCCCUUCGGCUAUCACAUUAACACCCCCAGCAUCUACAUCAAUAUUUAAACAAAUAACUAUAAUAAAAAAGCACAUAAUAAUUUCACUAAAUAUUAUUUUAUAAUCUGUAAUUGAUUAAAUUUUGUUCCCAGAUUGAAUUCUCGGAAGAAUAUAAAAAUCUUAUCUGUGGUGCUUGUAGGACCAAGCCAGAUUAUACUGAUGCCAAAAUUGUAUUGACUGACCAAGAAGUUGAUGAAAUCUCUGCUUUUCCAGAGGCCCCGUAAGUCUUUUCAAUACUGCUUGUAAUCUAAUCACAAAUGAAAAUGUAAAAUGUUUUACAAAUUAUUUAAAAUUUCUCUAUAAAAAAAUAUUGGCCUCACAUGAUUAAGAGAAUGACUCCUUCUUCCAGAUUUUGAUGGCCCAUGAUCAAUUUAUUGAUAAUUUUGGCUCCUGCUUUGAAUUCAAAGUUUGCCGUCUCUUAGAAUCCCAUCCACCCAGGGUGCUUGGGUUGUUUUUGUUUGUCUUGGCUUUGGUGGGGAUUGAACUCCAGACCACCAGCUAUUUGGAUUGAGUCCGCUUAGACAGCUCUGCCACGCAGCACCCAUUUACAUAUGUCCUUUCAUUUUGUGAGAAAUGGGAUUAAUAUGAUAAUGCAAAUGAUGUCAGACAUUACACUGAACUUCUAGAAAUAUUAUACUCUCUUGAAAGUUAAUUUAUGUAAUUUAAUAUUAUGCUCAGACAAGUAGCCAUGUAAACAUUUACUUUGAAUUAAAUGUCAACGAAAAAUAUAUCAUAUUUCUCUUACAUAUAUUUGUGUUAUGCACAUUUUUUGAUGGGUAAUUUAAAGUGAAGGCAAGGAGCUUAAAACAAACAGUUAUCACAUUUCUGGAUGAAAUUAUUAUUAAUCUAUUUAUGGAACAAAUAUGCUCCUUGUUUUUGUUUGAUUAAGGAUGUAUGAUGACCACUGCUAAUUUACUAACUUAGUUUUCUGGGAAAUAUUAAUUCAAACUGUUACAAACAUUCUCUUCAUAUUCAGGGAAAUAAAUUAAUUAUAUGCAAAUUAAUCAUAUUAUUUUUCUACCAGAUGCAGCCAAAGAGUUGUCCCGACUUCUCCACCACCCAUCACGCCCGAUGAGCCAACCACCCCAUCACAACCCAUAGAGACCACCCAAGAGCAGACAACUCCACAGAUUACCUAUGGCAGCACCAUAUUCACAGGAGUACCCACGUUUCCCAUUGAAACUCUUCCACCUGCUGUGGAGGUGACCCAGCCACCGCUGCCCUUUGAAACCCUGCCACCAUCACGAGAAGGAACUCCUAUUCCGGUCACCGAGGAACCCCAAACAACUGUAGGUCUGGUCACCCAGACAGAACCAACGGUUACUACAACACCAAUUCCUGUAGACCAUGAGCUUGAUGACUGUAAAGAUGAGGCCAUUGUGGCCUGUGGUGCACUGAGCAGCCUGUGUGGAGUGCCACAAGUAAGAUUCUCAAUUAACUUUGGCUUAAACAAGAUUUUAAAGUAUUUUAAAAGUUAUAAUGAAUGUUUUGCCAAGAUAGAAAUGUAUAUAUUUCUUUAUCAAAUUGAUAAAACAUGAUUUUUUGUGUGUUUAUAAGUAAGCCUAGUCUACUCCAAAGUUUCCCCAAAAGAGUUUAGAUUAAAUUAAACUAUAUCAUUCUCAACAAUUAUUUUCCACAGGAGAAAUGCAGAGCUUCUCUGUGUUCUGGUAAACUCAGCAUCUGCUCCUAUCUAGCAACAGACAAUUUUGAGUCUUGCACCCUGACGUCUGAACUUAAGGCAUUCAUUCAGUUUGAAAACUGUGAUCAGCGUAAGUAUACGUGUUGGAAAAUGCCUUAAUUUUUUUUUUUAAUUUAAAACUAAAUUGAUAAUAAAUUUCAUAGGUUUUGCAUGCAUCAAUUGAAGCACAGGUGAUCUCAAAAUCAAACAUUAAAUACAUAAAGUUAAACACUUACUGUAAGUCACACAUAGUGAGUAUGGAUGAGCAUAAUUUCUAUACUGGUAGCUUAAAGUGUUUUGAAAACAUAUUUACCUACAUUCAAUUAAGCUCUGGAAAAUUUCUAAAAGAUGUUAAAACAACUUUGAAACUUGGAUCUCCUAUCCAAGUUCACCAAAAUAGCAUAGAAAAUGGCCGUCUCAUGUUAGAUAAUGUAUCUGCAGUCUGUGGAGCAAAUAUGGAGUUCAAGUACACCACCAGAUCCCAGCAACCGACCUGCAUAGAGCCUAUCCUCAGCACAUCUGUCAGUGAGAGCUCUGAUGUUGACUACACAUUUGCUUGUGUUUGUGAUGAAGGAUUCGUCCUCAGUCAGACAGAGUGUGUCAGGGUGUCAGACUGUGGUUGUGUUAUGACGAACGGUGCCUACAAACCAGUGAGUUUUAUUUUUAAUUUUAUCAGUUAAUCUAUAGACCUAAUAUUGGUAUCUUUUUCUGAUUAGAAUAUAUUGUUUCAUCGAAAUUCCUCACCAUUUCACCUCUAUUUGUUCCUCACCAUUUCACCUCUUUUUGUUCCUCACCAUUUCACCUCUAUUUGUUCCUCACCAUUUCACCUCUAUUUGUUCCUCACCAUUUCACCUCUAUUUGUUCCUCACCAUUUCACCUCUAUUUUUUCCUCACCAUUUCACCUCUAUUUGUUCCUCACCAUUUCACCUCUAUUUGUUCCUCACCAUUUCACCUCUAUUUUUCCUCACUAUCUGCCUAAAAUAAAUAUUGUUUUAGUUUACCUUGUUUUAUUUAUAAUUACUAUUAAUCUUUCUUUUAUAAAUGAACACUUUUUAAAAAGAUUAUUUCUGUUAGUGGAAGAUAAGGUCACUUCCCCUAGGCCAGUGGUCGGCAAACUCAUUAGUCAAAAGAGCCAAAAAUCAGCAGCCAGACUUUAAAUAUUUUUUUUGAGAACCAAUUUUCUAUUCACGACCUUGUCAAGAACCAUGUUUUUCUGAGUCAAAACUGAUUUGUGGCUGACUUGUUGAGCCGCACUCAGGUUGCUAAAGAGCUGCAUGUGGCUUGGGAGCUGCGAUUUGCCUUACAUGGGGCACGUACAAACACUAAUACGACUGACUAAAAGGCUUAUUCAAAUCAUUACAAAUACACUUGGUGAUUUUUGUUGUUCAUUUAUCCAUUCAUUGAACAUCUAUUUCAUCAAAUGGACAAUGGAUUUAAGUUCACCCUAAAGGGACUAGCCAUGCCUUAUAGUGAGAAUAAAUUCUGAAAUCUUCAUCUCCCAGCCUGGUAGCCAAUGGCGUUCGGAUGACUGCAGAGAGGUAAGAACCUGCCUAGGUAACAACAAUGUCAACACCCAGGUAGCACCUUGUGGUUCUAAUACUGAAUGUGUUGUUGGGGAGCGUGGUCCAGAGUGUCGAUGUCUUGAUGGCCUUUUUGGCAAUCCAGACAUGCCACAAGGAUGUAGUCCAGGUUUGUGAAGAUUUAAUAGAGUUGUUUGUGUAUAAUAUACUGAUGUUACUACUUAGCUACAGGAUUUGAAAGCAUAAAUAAUUGUUAGUUACUUUGAGAGUAGUUUGUUAUUCUGUCUGAAAUAAAAAUAGCGAAUAUAACUACAUUUAUAAAAUACAUUUUAAAUAUUGCUAAUAUAAUUACAUUUAUAACUUAAAUUUAAAAAAUUCUUCUUAUUCAAUAUAAUAAGGGCCGACGAUCAAUAUAUUGAUCAUUCUGGCUCCUGUGUUAAAAAUUGCUAAUAAUAAUAUAACUAUAUUUAUAACUUAAAUUUUUAAAAUUGCUAAGAGAAACAUCUGUUUAUUGAAUUGUAACUUGCAGGUGAAAAGUCUCUUGAUGGCAGCAAAACUUGCUACAAUUAUGUUCUGUCUGAUGGACAAAAUGACACCCGCUGUGAUUGUAACAUGGGAUUUGUUUCAAACUGUGAUGACUGUGAAGGUAAAAUGUACAUUUUACUUUUUAUACUUCACAAAUAUAAGUACAGUGCAACCUCUCAUAACGAGCACCUCUCAUAACAAGUAAUCGCAUAAUGAGCAAAAAAAAAUGUGAAGAAGUUGCUCCCUUAACGAGCGACAUUUCGCAUAACGAGUUAUGCAGAAAGGGGAAGUCCCUUUUCCCAACAUUGAUUUGUGAGCGGAGACUUCCGCGCCGUGCAUUAGUCUGUGUUUAAUACUCGGUCUUUUAGCAUAUUGUUUUCGUGUGUGAUCACCAGUUUUUACAAAUUUUGUAUUCAGACAGUAUUUGUAAUUUUUUUAUGUGCAGACAGUAUUUGUAAUUUUUUAUGUGCAAAGUGUAAUAAUCUAAGCUAAAAUGUCUUGGAAGAAAAAACCACAAGAAGACAAUCAUAAGAGAGAAAAAAUAACUGUUGAAAUGAAACGUAAAAUCAUUGGAAAGCGAGAACAAGGUAUGAGCGUGGCUAAUCUAGCGCGUACAUACAAUCAGUCAACAUGGGAAAAUGUUGCAUCCUACAUUGAGAAGCAUCACCCUAAUAAGGAGGUGGCUAUUCGUGCCACAAAUUUAUUCCAUGAUAACGCUGUGACACAUUUUCAUCAAAUUUUGAAGCGGUGCCACAAAUUUAUUCCAUGAUAACGCUGUGACACAUUUUCAUCAAAUUUUGAAGCGUCGGCAAAAACAAAUAUCUUUAGACAGUUUUCUAGUUAAAAAGGAUUAUUUGUCAUAAAUUCAUAUUUUUAUUUACGUUUUUGUUUCAAAUCUAAAUUGUAUUCCAAGUUGUUACACUCCUUAACAAUUCAUAAGUAAUUUUAUUUGAAUAAAUGUUAAUAAAAACUUUUGAAAAAUGAAUAUUUUUUAAGCAUGGAACGCAUUAUCGUAUUUUACAUUGAUUUGUAAGGGAAAAAUUUGUUUCGUUUAAUGAGUGUUUUUAAUGAGUAAGAUUCUGGAACAAAUUAUGCUCAUUAUGAGAGGUUCCACUGUAUAUUGAACAUUUUCCAACUCUUUAAAUGGAACUGUAAGAAGCAACCUCAUUUUAUUUCUUUUUAAAAUGUGCUGGAAAAAAAAAAUAGAAUAAAUCAAUGACCCACUUUUGUCUGCAAAACAAAAUAAACCUGCAUAGAGCUCAAAUUCUGAAAUCAGAAAUAUACAACUUAAGUUAACAAGGAAAAAUAUAAUUAUGUUGUGAUACUUUUCUUAAACAGUUAAAAGUUUAAGUCAAAGCAGUUCAUAUCUGCUAAUCGUCAUGCAGGAGGUAGUGUUUUGUUUGGGCAGAGCUGCAUUCAUGGAAAGGUUAUUGUUCAAAAGACAUCGUCAGAAACUCAGUCUAGGAAUAAGCGUUAACUUGUCUAAUACUAUAAAUAAAGGCCAGGAAAGAAUUUAACAUUUUUUGUCAUAAUUUUAGUUAAAGAAUCAAUAUUUUAAUUAUCAUCACUUACUAUUCUCCUCCUUGUUACUUUUCAUCAUGAAAAUGAACAAUUUUAAAAUUGAUUAUGAUAUGGACUAUUCUUGUUCAUUUUGAAACAUGUUCACUCUGAGAAAAAUAAGAAACCAUUGCUUUAGUUAUAACAUUGUGUAUUAAUGCCAGCUAUGUUUAUGUUAGUGUCCUCUCAUUAAUACUUUGCUAUAAAAAUUAUAACCAUUUUGUUCACAGAUAUUGAUGAAUGCAAAGAAGGUCUCCAUGAGUGUGACCUGACCAUAAGAAAAUGUAUCAAUGUACCAGGGGGCUAUCAGUGUGGAUGUGCUGAUGGUUUUGUGGAGAAAAAUGCUCAGUGUGUGGGUAAGUAAGCCACAAGUGUCAAACUUGUAGUUUUGAUGUAAAUCAAUAGAAAAUCCCUGUCUGUGCUAAAAAAUUUGCUGUAAGUAGUAAAAUUGUUGCCCUUUGAUUUAAUAUAGCUACUGAUGAGUUGUUGAGUAGGUAUAGAGUUGGCCUGUUUAUGUAAUUAUAUAUACACCUGUCCUAAAACAAGUUGGUAUUUAGAAAAUGUAAAUAAGAUGUUAAAAAUUCUGAUAUGAGUUGAGACAACAAGUGUGAAUAAGUGUAAACAAGUCUCAACAAUAGUUUGUAACCCAAUAUGAUGCUGCAUUGGACUAUGACAUAAAUAAUAGAGAUUUUUAAAACAACUCCCCAUUUCAACAAAAUUUUUCCUCGUAUAGUGGCUUUUUUUGGAUCAUCAAAAAUUACACUUUAAAACCCAAAAAAUGUUUGGCUGCAUAGUUAUGCAAGUUUUUGACAACCAAAAUACAAACUUGCGUCUUUAAGAUUUUUUUUUUAUAUUACAUGUCUUGAUGACCAUAACUAAUUAUUUUUCACAGAUCAACUGUCACUUUUAUUUUAAUUUUGUCUAGAUAUCAAUGAAUGCGCUCAAGAUAAGAAUAUCUGCAAAGAAAACUCUCAAUGCAGAAACACUGAGGGGUCAUACGAUUGCAUCUGUUGUGCUGGUUACUUGUGGAAUCCAGAGUCUCUGAGCUGUGAGAGGGAGUUGAUGGGUAUGUAAUUUUACUAUUAAGAAAAAAAAAAUAUUUUAUCAGUGUUUUCCUAUCUUUUAAUGUGCAAUAUUCCAGAGAUGAUAGUUAUCACUUUUUACAAGAUUGAAACAAAAAUAUGAUUUUUAAUAAUUCAAAAUACUGCUUAUCAUGCUAUCAAAAUAUCAUUUAAAAUGAAAUUUUGUUACAAAAAUUGAUUAUUUUUAAAGUUAUAUUUAUGCUUUAACUUUAAUAGAUGAAAUUUAAAAUAACAGUGAGAAAUGAAAAUUUUAUAUAUUUCACAUGUGUGAAAUUAAAUGACUGCUGUAUAAAUUUGCCAUCCCCAACUGAGACUGAACUGAACAGAUUUUUGUGUGUUUUAUUAAAAUUGUAUUUUUAAAAAAUUAUAAGAUUUAGAGAACAAACUAGUUACCCAGAACUGGUCAACUUUUUCAAAAUUAAAAUCCAAGACCUGUCAUUGACUGGUGAGGUUAGUUAACAAAUAAACCUAAGACACUAAAAUAUGAAACUGAUGACAGUUUCUGACUAUUUGCAACAGGAUGCAAUGUUUAAGUCAAAUAACAUAUUUUUGACUACUUGCAACAGCAUAAAAUGUAUAAGUCAUAUAACAUAAUCUGAACUUAAAUCCCACCAGGUUUUCCUUCACUUCCUGUCAAUGCCAGCUGCUGUGCACUGUGUAACAAUGACGCCCUGUGUGAGGAAUCUGAAGGUCUUCCCAGCCCUUACUGCUACACUGAUGAGAAAGGUCAGAGGUCACAGUUUGUCAGCUACAAGCGAAUGUACCAGGAGCGCUGCCUGAACAACCAGCCAUUGAACAAAGAUGGCAUCUCCAAGGGAGGAUGCCCAUCAGUUAAUCCCAAUCCUAAUGCAGGCCCAGGUAAUCUAGAGAUAUCUGUAGGUUUUGGGUGACUUGACAGCUAAGUGUCAUUCAUCGUCUCAAAGCAUUACAAAUUCGUUAUCUCAAAGUAUUACGAUUAAAUAAAUUUGAUUAUCUACAUUUGCAUUGAUGAAGUUUGUUUCCCUGACCAUUUAUUUUAGUUAAUGCUCUUCCCUUGCAUUUUAUUAAUUUCGUUUAUGUGGUAUACUUUACGUCUGAUUUCCUUUAUUAGUUCUUAUUAUAGCUUGUCUAAUAUUCAGAUGGUGCUAAUAUUCAGAUGGUGAAAAUAUGAAAAAUUCCAUUGAACAUUUUCAAAACAGAUUUGUGUAAUGUGAAAGACUUUGCAAAAUAUUAAAAUAGAAAAAAAAAACAUGUAUUACAUUCAUUAUAUUUUUUUUGUUAAUCAUAAUUAUAAUGCUUUGUUUAAUUUUUAGAUUUUAGUAUUAUCUAUACAGUAACUUUUCUUAAUAGGUUCACCACCAGCACCACUCCCCAAUUCUUGUGAUGAUCCAUCUCUGUGUGCUGCGCUUCCACCCCCACCACCAGCUCUUGCUCAAGGUAUGAGGAAGUUGUCUGCUCCAUUAUAUUGUACAUUUUUCUUUUCUUUUUUGGCAAUAGGAUAACAUUUGAUGACUGUGGAAAAUUAAGAUUCUUAUUAGCAGAGUGACAUUUCAUUUUUGACAAAACUGGAAAUUCAAGAAAUCAAAGUAGAGCUUUAAGCAAAUAUAAAAGAAAAUUUUCCAAAAUAUCAUAAGCGAGUAACUAAGUAACUAUUAAGAAAAUAAUGAAAAUCUUCAUGGAAAUAAAUGUGUAGUGCAUCUUGUUAAAUGAAUAUGCAGUUAAUAUUCUCAAAGAAUUUUCAGUGAAUCUUCUCAAAGGUUACUGUGAAUAAAAAUAACAAAUUUAGAACUGUUUCUUUUAGCUCUGUACUGUAAAACUUUAAUUAGGUCUUAUUUUUGGAAGCCUUCUUUGUGUAUCAGAGGACAAUAAGAAUGGUAAGUUUGAUUAGCAUUUAAAUUGAAGAGUACAAACAUGUCACGGCUUGGCUCAGCUCAACUGCAAGAAUGGAGUUGACUCUCAGACAUGUCCAUACUUUAAAAAACAAAAACAAAUCAACAAUGAAUAUAUAUUACAGAAACUUCAGAAGCAUCCUAUUGUCUUUACUGGCACUUGCUACUUUGCAUGAAUCUGCCCUCUGACAAUGAUGUGGAUAAGAUAUAAUACAUACAUAAUGAUUUCCUAAAAUUGUUUGUUAUUUUUACACAGGCCAAGUUUGUGGACCACUUAACGCUGAAAUCCCUAAGACCUAUCCAUCCUACUGUGACAUGGUCCGGGCUAUUUGCAAUUCUCUCGGUGGUCCACGCAGUUUACCCAGGGAUGCAACCGUCAAAGCUAACCCAGGACCUUGUCAAGGAGAGGGACCACCAAAGCCUGAUGUGCAUCGUAAGCUUAAUUUUUUUAGUGGUGUUUUUUAUGUUUUUUUAAAGACAUUUACACAAUAACCUAGAGGGGUGGGGGAGUGGGGGGCUGGAGCGAGGAUUCAAUACAUCAAGGAUGGGAAACCUGCAGAAAAAAGGCUGCCCACUGAAACAGUUAAAUUGGCUCACAAGACCUUUAGGGUACUGAAUUAAUGUUUUCAUAAAGUUUGAAAACUUUUCAUUAUCUGUGCAAGCUUUGAAAAUUAUAAAUAACAUUGUAAUAUUGUCAUAACAAGUUAAAAAUUGUGUUCAGCAAAGAUAAAAGUCACAUUUAAUAUUUUUAAGUUUGUAGUUACAAUUUAUCAGAUAUCUGUUAGUAAUCAACUAAAAAAAAAAAAUAAUUUAAAAUUUAUUAAAUAAUAUUGGCAAAUUAUCCCAACUGCCUGAUCGAACGGAAGAGCUUGCAGACUUUGCCAUGCUGGUUCUUGAUUUUGAAUCGAUGAAUUAGUGUAUUUAUAACAUUAAACAACAGAUCUUCCAAUUUCUCACAUGCAACAAAACUAUUUUUAAACAAACAAAAAAGAAUCGCACUAAAUAUCGUUCAAAAUAAUUAUAAAUUCGACCAAACUUCCGUUCGACCAAAUUUCUAUUCAAUCAAACCUCAGUGCCAUCAAAUUUCCAUUUGACCAAACUUUGUUCGAUCAAAUUUCCGUUCUACCCAACUUGUGUUCGAUGAAAUUUCCAUUCAACUAAACUUUUGUUUAAACUUCCAUUCAACUUCCGUUUGACCAAAAUUCCGUAUCAAAUUUCUGUUCAACCCAACAUCUGUUGAUCAAUUUUCUGUCAACGAAAUUUCUUUUUUCAAAAUUUAGAUCAUUCUCUAAAGUUUUUCUGGCAGAUUCUCUGUUUUUUUUGUGUGGCUUGCUGUAUAUUUUUGUCACAGAAAGGGGAUUUGUUCUCAGAAUUUUCUGUGGUGUUGUUUUGCGCGAUGUCCUAAAAUAGUACAUCACGUCUUGCUUUAAAAAAAUCCCAGUUUGCUUUUUUUGAAAUUCUUUUGAUUUGGUGUUGUUAUUGUCAUGAGAGAGGGUCUGUGAUUGCUACCUUUGUGGUCCAGCACCUCUCAGGUUGUAAGUCAGUAGUCGGCUGAGUGUUAUGAGCACUGUGAAGAAGAGUUGGUAUAAACUGUUUGUUCUGUAAAGUGAAUAGGUUUGUAGAGUUUCUAAGCACUUCUGUUACCUUGCCAGUGUUGUAAUUUUGGUAUCUCAUUGAGGGGAGUGGCCAUUAAAAUAACCAGCAAUCAUGGUCUUGGAAUAUUGUGUGUUCUCUAGGUGGGCUAAUUUGCAGUUUUAGGGGUUGUAUAUGGUAAAAACUAUAUAUUUUUACCAUGGUACGAAAGAGUAGGUUUUUGGAUAUCUGUAAGCUGAUUUGUGUGGACUGCCUCCAAGUCACCGUGGAUGUAAUUUCUUAUGUUGGAGAUGAAGCCCCUUUUGUUGGAGAUGAUGCCUCUUAUGUUGGGGAUAUGCCCUUUAUGUUGUUGAUGAAGCCCCUUUUGUUGGUGAUGAUACCCCUUAUGUUGGUGAUGAUGCUCCUUAAGUGGGUGAUGAUGCCCCUACUGACAUGCCAUUUGCAAAUGUCAAAAGUUUUAUAAUGAACACUAUUUGGAAAUAAAUUAAUGUGUUAAAACUGAUUUGAUUUCUAUGAACUGCAAACUUGUGUGUUCAGGGCACAGAAUUUGGAAGCCUCAUGUCAGCCUCUACUAAUAAUAUUUUUAACAUCCUCUACUGAAUCAGUUAAAUAGUGGGGUAACUUGAUUAUUGUAUGGGGGAGAACUUAUCAGUUUUUGUUUUCAAAUGGGUUAAAUUAAAGUAUUCUUUUUUUUUUUUUAAUCAGAUGCAAAGAAACCAAAGUUUUUAUGUCAAAUAAUUAAAAGAAUUGUUUCCCUACAAAAGUCAAUGAACUUUGUGUUUCAAUUUUCCAUUUUAACUUAAAUAACUCAUCUGAACACAGCCUCUGAGCCACUCUUUACACCAUGGAGUCCAUACAGCAAGUGCCUGUUCAAGGAUACCACCAAGAACUGUGGUGAAGGACUUCAGGUGAAGAACAGACAGAUUGUUCCACAUGAUGACUUGAGACCUGUGCGUGAGGUAGAAGACUAUGAGACAACUGACAGGCGACCAUGCUUUGAGCCUUGUCUGGAUGAAGCUACAGGUACAUUAUAAUGUAUUUUUUCCCCUCAUAAGGUAAUGGAAUUUAGCAGCAAGACAACCCAUCUGUAAAAGUGUUGGUGAAAGUGUGCGUAAAAUCUUUAAAAAUGCACAAUUGGUAUUUACCUGAGGAGGUGGAAAAAAAGUUUUUCAAUUAGAUGUUUUAUUCCACUCUAAAUUUUUUAAUUUGUUACAAAAUCCCUCUGUUUUCUUCUAAAUAGUUGUUGGCUCAAAAUGUCAAGGGUAAUUUUUAACCACACAUUGUUUAUUCAUUAUUACUACUCAAUGCACUGUCUGAUUUUCUUCUUCUUUAUUCACAAAUAAUAUACAUUAUACAAAGAUCCAAAUAACCAACUCAAUAUACUGAGGAAAUAACUCCAUGAAUUGAACUCUACCAACUGACUCCACAAAAUGCAUUCCACCCCUUGUUCAUGCAGCAUUUAAACACCUCACUUGGGCCUAUUUACUGACCUUGUGCACCACGACCAAUGGCGGCCUAUUUACUGACCUUGUGCACCACGACCAAUGGCAACACACCCUCACAACACCAUUCACCGACUCACGAUCAACAACUACUCCAUGCACAAAACAAUCGCGCUCACAAAUCCAGUUCCUAACAGUAUUCAAAUAUAAAAAUGAAAAGAUACAUUAAAUUUAAAUUGCCAUUAAAAAGUUUUACUUCACUGGUUGAGGUACAUCAAAUAAUUGAAUUUUCAUAGAUCUUCCAAAAGUUAGGUAUUAUUUUUUCAAUCAUAAACCUGAACAUCAAGAGUUAUACAAAAUUUAUUUUGUUUGAUAUCAUAGAAACAUUAUUUUUUAUUGGAAUUUGGGGUCAACUAAAUUGUAACAAACAUUUUUAAAAAAAAAAGAUUAUAUCAUUGCCAUCAUUCUUAAUUUCUCUUGUAACCUCCAUUUUUUUAAUUGAUAAAGAAAGUAGUGGGACAAAAAUAAGUUGAUAACCCAAAUUUUGUUUGACCCACUGGUGUAUGAAAUUAUGUUAAAAUCACUUCCCGUCAAUCAACAUGUGUUUUCAAGAAUGAAUAAUUGUUUUGUAAUUAAUCUUAUUGUAAAUUUGUGCCCCUGAAAAUAUAUUUAUUCUUGUUAUUGAAGGCAACCCAGUUGGUGAAUGUCCAGAACCAAGUUUCUGUAAUGAGGUUGACCCCGUAUGUGGUUCCCUGGGGUCAGGGGCAGCCAAGGAAUACAAUAGUGAAUGUGAGCUCAACGUUGCUGCCUGUGUUGAGGCGAGGUUACCCCACAAACUGUACUCUGGCAGCUGUGACCCAGAGGAUGGUAAGCUGCUUCCCUAAUUUGACACUUAUAUUCUGUAGAAUAAUUAAGAAUAUAAUAGCUGAAUGUAAUGACAUUUUUAAUGACAUAAUAUCAUGUUCACAAAUAUUUGGAUUUUUGAAAAGUUAAUCAAAUUUAAAUUAUACAAAUUCAAACGUUUAACAUUUUUUAUUUAAACCUCACUACAAAACUAAAUUAAAAAAAUUAAUUAGCAAAUUUUACAGUGGCGUAUCUGCUUUUUUGCUCUGCUGUAAGUUAUAUCUUAUUAUCAACAUAUCUGUUAACCAUCUAUUGUUCCUGCAGGUGCAGUAAGACAUCGCUACUGUGAGCAAGCUGGACCAGUCCAGGUGGCUGUUAAGUACGACAUUGAGAGGGACGGUGUCCACUGUGUGGGUGAACCUGUCUCUGUAGGUUCCUGUGGAGAUCUCCUCUGUGAGGGUGGGGCUGGCACUUGCUGUAAAGCCACCAGCUAUGAGCAGGUGCAAGUCAGUGUACAGUGCUACAGUCUCGAGACCAAGUUGCCAGUCAGCAACGUUAAACAUGUUGUGAGUAUGAAUUGGACAGAUAUCUAAACAUUGAUUACCCAUUGGUCUUUUCAAUUUUGUUCUCUGUGUUUAUAAAAAUCAAAUUAAGUACUAUAUAGGGUUAAAAAAAAAGAUGUAAGUAAAUCAUUGUACAUGUUAAAACAAUGAAAUUGAAUUAUUGUAGGAGACUGAUAACUUGAAAGGGGAAAUAUAUAUUUACAAAAAUAACUUAAAUAAUAUUAUUAAAGAAAAAGGAUCUUUGAUAUUGAAAAAUAACAGCUGGAAAGCUCAUAUCAUUUGAAAACAUGUGGAAAACAAUUACAAACUUUUAACAACUUUACUCUGAUCAUAAAUAUCUGACUUUUAUCAUGAAUGUUUAAAAGAAAAAAAGAAUUAUUUUAAUGUUUAGAUGCUCUUAUUUCUGUGAAUUAUGUCAUCAUGAAAAAAUAUAUUUUCUUCUCAAUUUAAUAAAACAGUUUGCCACAUAAGUAAAUUUCCCUAAGAGAAAAAUUCAAAUGAAAUUCAAUGAAGAAAUUAUUAACUAUUUAUUUUCAAAAUUUUGAUACACAUCUCAAAAGGGAGCCUAUUAAUUUUCAGUAAUAGGGAUAUUUGUUCACAGACUUGACAUAGUGAACCAUCAACCCAUGCUUUCCUAAUUCAACUGGGGUUGUUGCUACCUAUAAAAAGUGUAUUUAUCAUUUUUUUUUCUUUCAUGCUGGUGGCAUGUGGCUGAAUUUUCAACAUUUUUAAAGGUCUAUUUAUUUCAAUUUUGAAAUUUUCAAGGCUUUGUUUUGUCUUUAAAACAAAAAUCCUCUAAAUUCUCUCCACAGUACAUCUCUGCCAAAGAGUGUAAGUGCCAAGUUGACUCUCCAUAGACUGGCCAGGAUGCCACCCUGCUCGUUAUUUAUUUCAUCAUGUACAGAAAUGAAAACACCAUAACCCUGGUGUCAGUAAUAAAAUAUUAGAAGAAU